Messenger RNA from Paramuricea clavata, 254 nucleotides. Lineage: Eukaryota; Metazoa; Cnidaria; Anthozoa; Malacalcyonacea; Plexauridae. The record is from the annotation of a GenBank genome assembly.
CAAUUAAAUCGAAAUUUGAAGACGUUGAAGGAAACUGUCCAGCGCCUGUUGAUCCAGUUGUCAGAGUUUCUCUAAUAACCCAAGAUGAUGCCAUUGUAUCUGAUGUAGUCGUUUCAGUAUUGUCCUCAGAUGAUGCCCUGGUAUCUAAUGUAGUAGUGUCAGUAAUGUCUUCACAUGAUGCGAUGGUAUCUAAUGCAGUCGUUUCAGUCAACACUGAUGCUACAGAUGAUGCUUCAGUAUCUGACGCUUUCUCA